AUGGGUUUGUAUUCAGGAGACGUAGGUCUGUACCUGAUGCCAUUUUUCGACUGUGAUCUGCUCAGUCUGUCGUUUCAAUCUUGGCCCUUUUUUCUUUUACUCCAAAUAAAAUCUUCUCUUUGUUUACCUGUGGCUAGAUGCGGAGAGGGGGUGUGGCCUGAAGCAGGAGAAGGUACCAGGGGAGGAGUGGAGCAGCUGUGGGGGCGUGGCCGGGGAAACAGCCUUCCAUGAUGUGAAGGAGGCAGAGGCCACCAGCACUAGGAGAACCUCUGAGGUAGGUAAGGGACUGACUAAACACCAGUGUUACAGAAAGUUAGUUUAGAACUAUAUUGUCCAGAACAGAUUAGAACUGAUUGUCUGUCAGGAGGAAUAGGGGACCGUCAUGUCUGCUCUAUUCAUUCACUGUCAGUUUAUCCAUCAUUUAGUCAGAAUCAACUCAUUAAUUUCCUCUUCCAGUCCACAGAGGUCGGAGAUCAGAAGCUGGAUAGCCUGCUGAAAGAGGAGGCUCUCCACAACACUGAGCUACGGGAGAGAUGGGGUGUCUGCCUGGACGGUGAGUUCAGGAGUUUACAACAAACAUAACAGACCAUUUCUAUGAUGAUGAGAACUAUUGCCAAUGCCUCUAAUGCUUCUAACACCUCAUGUCUCCUGUGUUCUUCAGGGGCCGACGGUUCGGACGUCUUGGGGCCCAGUAAGAGUUUCAGUGAGCAAAAGCUGCAGCAGUGCCAGGAUGACUGGGGGUCUGUUCUAGACCAGGGGCCUAAACCUCCGGGCCCAGAGGGAGACCCAGGGGACCCCACCAACCCUCUCUACCGCCCUUGUUACAGCAUGAAGGAACUGGGGGGCGGCUUUGAGAAGUCUGGUUGCGACGGUGGUGGUGGUGGCGGCCAUCUUCUAGACAUAGAAGGGCUGGAUAGGCUUCCUGGUUCUCCGACUCGUCUGGGGGCGCUGAGCUACGGAGCAGUGGGUCACUACCAGGUGAACCUGGGGGGGUCUGAGGGGGGAGACCAUCACCAUCGCUCCCACAUGACUGACCCACAUCGGGGCCGGAGGGAGCAGGUGGGAUCGCUAACGCCAUCCUCCCACCCGGAGGUGGGAGACCUGAACUGCCUGUUGAUCAACGAGGAGGGGUACCUGCAGGACUCCAGUGUCUUGUACCCCAAACACGGUAUGCCAGAAGCGGGUAGCAGAGCCGGCCACAGGGUGCUAACCUCCAUCCACUCUGGAAGCUCAGACCACAACAACAACACAGAGUGCCUGUAUGGCGCCGCUGACGACUUUGGACACUCUCUAAAUCUCAGAGAUCGUUCACAAGAGCAGGUAAAAGGAGGAGGAGGAGGGGGGAGGCGUCACGCCUGCAAUCAAUCCCACAAGCAGAAACACGAAACGGGAAGAGGGUUGAGUGCAGGGUCAGGGUCUGGGCAUCCAUACUCCCGCACCCAGUGCGGUAAGACCUUCACCCAGGCAUGCAACCUCAAGGUCCACCAGGCCGAGGGACUCCACCUCUGCAGCCACUGUGGCAAGGGCUUCACCUCCUUCUCCGACCUGAAGAGGCACAAGUGCAGCCAGACGACAGACAAGCCCUACUGCUGCUCCAUCUGCGGCAACAAAUUCAGUCGGCUCUGGAACCUCAAGCUGCAUCAGCGCAUUCACACGCAGGAGAAACCCCACCGCUGCACUAUGUGUGACAAGAGCUUCGCUCGGGCGGACAAUUUGAAGGUGCACCAGCGCAUCCACACUGGGGAGAGACCGUACUGCUGUGCUGUCUGUGGACUCCGCUUCAAACAGCUGGACCAUUUGAAGUCACACCAGCGCAAACACAGGCCGGAUCUCGUGGACUGAAUCUGUUUUAAAAAAUAUAUAUUCAGUGUAUAUAUAUCACAUUUUAUUAGAAUAUUUUUAGUUUUUUUUAUGUGA
Messenger RNA from Coregonus sp. 'balchen', 1917 nucleotides. The record is from the annotation of a GenBank genome assembly. Lineage: Eukaryota; Metazoa; Chordata; Actinopteri; Salmoniformes; Salmonidae.